AUGUCGUCCAAGGAAAAGACGAGCGAGCCCGAGGGCGCCGCCAUCGAAACCAUUGAGACGGCCGCACCUAUCAAGCUUCACACAACACCGCAGAACAUUCUUAUCAGCGUUCUCCUGUCAUCUGCCUCUUUUCUCUACGGCUAUGCUUCCAACGUCAUCUCUGGCGCUUUGGCGCUCCCCUCAUUCAACUCCAUGUUCCUGGCCGUCGACACCGAGCCCCGUGUUGGAGGCAUGCUCGGAAUUCGGAUCCUUUUGGGGACAUAUAGUUUCUUUGCCGGCGGUGUAUUCGGUGCCCUCAUCCAGCAGCCCCUAGCCGAUAAAUACGGUCGUCGAAUGGCCAUCGCCGUAGCCGGUGGAUUCCUCCUUGUUGGAUCCGCCCUCGCCGCAGGCUCCGUCCACUACGCCAUGUUCAUCGUCGCCCGCUUCGUCACCGGAAUCGGCAGCUCCAUGGCCCUGACCCUCGUCUCCCUGCACAUUGUCGGCUUCAACACGGGCUAUCUCAUCUCGUCGCUCGGCUCUCUCGGUUUCAGCUACAUGACGCACCCCGUGCAGUGGCGGCUCAACUUUGUCAUCAACGGUGUCAUCGCCGCGCUCUUGGUCGCCGGUAGCUUCUACAUCCCCGAAUCGCCGCGAUGGCUUGUCUCCAAUGACCGCAUCGACGAGGCGGCCAGGGUCCUCAACUAUCUGCACAACAGCAAAUACGACCCCCACGGCUACAUUGCCCGCGCGGAACUCAUUCAGAUUACCGAGCAGAUCGACGCGACGAAGCACCUGAAGAAGGGUUACAUGCACAUCUUUAAGACUCCGAGCUUGAGGCGCCGCGCGUGGGCUACCAUCCUCGUCUGGUUCACCGCCAUGUCCACGGGUGUCCUCGUCAUCGCGAACUUGACGCCCCUGCUCUUCGCCGGUCUCGGAUACGGCGACACUGCGCAGUUUGGUCUUUCUACGGCCUGGCUCUGCUGCUGCAUCAUCACGGCUGGCCUUGGUGGUCUCAUGGUAGAUAAGAUGGGCCGUGUUCUUUUCAUGGCUAUCGGUCUUGGUGGUUGCGCUCUUGUCCUUGCGGUGGAAACUGCGAUGCAAGCCGAAUUCCUCGGAACCUCGAACAAGCAUGGCCUUGCCUCUGGUGUGGCCUUCUACUUCCUCUUCGCCUGCGUAUAUAACGCCUUCCUCGAUGCCGGCUCCUUCGUAUACACUGCCGAGAUUUGGCCAAACCAUCUCCGCAGCGAGGGCUGGAGGUUCUACCUCAUCUUCAUCAUCAUCUCAGCUGUAGGUGCUGUGGCGAUCUGGUACUUCCUGCCCGAGACCAAGGGUCUCACUCUUGAGGAGAUUGGCGAGAAGUUUGGUGAGGAGCCCCAGACGAGGCACAUCCAGGAUAUUGCACGGUCCAAAGAGGUGGCAGAUUCUCGUGGAGAAGAGGUCUGA
This is a messenger RNA of Parascedosporium putredinis, 1422 nucleotides long. The record is from the annotation of a GenBank genome assembly. NCBI's taxonomy places the organism in Eukaryota, Fungi, Ascomycota, Sordariomycetes, Microascales, Microascaceae.